ACAUACACAGGUAAUCGUACCCUGUUGAGCAGAUAGCACAGACCGUUUGAUCAGCCAUUUUCUUAUUCAUUAUAAAGACAGUUGUGCUUAAUUUAUGAUUCCGACCUGGAAUGUUUCAUUUUGAUCCAUAUCUAAAAGGGAAAACACGACGUAAGUUGAAAUGCAGUUUCGAUCAGAUGUGAAGAAUGUAGUCGUGACGGCUGUGAUAGCAUUUAUCCUGACCGGAUGUCAAGCCCGACCAACCAAACAGAAGGAAGUGUUUUGUGAUCCAGAGGAUCACCAGUAUUAUUACUACCAGGUCCACGGUUGUAGGGAAUGUGACCGAUGUUGGUCGGGGCAGGAACCAGAUCUAAAGGGAGCGGAUAUAGGUAUGGGUCUCCACGGUGCAACUAAAUGUCCCAGAUGUCGAGAAUGUAGUUACGGCGCCUACAAUCCUGACGGAGAUAAAUACUGGAACUGUCUAACCUGUACCGUGUGUGCUGACCUGGGUAUGCAUGAAGUACAGCCCUGUACACCGACACAAAACACUAAAUGUAACAAGACGGCUCACAGUGUCAAUGACAGGUUAGUAUCGACGUCAUCAGAUUUCAACGCAAGCACACAAGGGGGACGAAAUAAUGAAGGCCACAAGUCGUACAGCCAGUCAGUGGUCGAUCUGUUAACGGCAUUGGUGGUUACAGGGGUUGUUGCCUUGAUUGUAUACAUCUUACAUAACAGGAAAAGCAAAACUCUGCGGAGUUACAAAGAGAAACAAACAAUCCCUAAUAACGAAGAAACGAUUCCAUUACAACCUGAUGAGAAACAGAGAACUGGUAGCUGUGACAAGGAACCGACGGAGGAGGAGGACGACGAGGAAAUGGAAUCUUACAUAGCUGACGAAAUACGUAACGACGAGAUAGUACAAGUACCAAUGGUGCGAAAAAGACAACAACACCAAUCUUGCGGGGCCUAUCAAAGCAUCGGUACUGGAUUAGAAAAGCAAAAGGGUUUGGAUGGAAAGACAUUAUCUGGGCGAAAGAAUCCUGUAUUUUAUCGACAGCUGUCUCAUCCAAUCACGAGCGGAGAGGUCGGAACCACAGAGCGACAAUUAGACAACAAACGUCCAACUCCAAGUUGCGAACGUUUUCUAGCGAGACUUCUCGCCGUAAACGAAAGGUACAAAGAAUUUGCAAGGCACAUGGGAAUUGAAAACUACGAAGUAAAACUCAUAGAAGAAGAACACAAACAACGCAACUUCGACGCCGAGUAUUUAUCCUAUAAAUAUACGUCUGCAGUACUUCAGCGUCAGCCUAAACUCAGUUACCACGACAUCUAUGAAGCCCUUGCUCAUCUUGGACUACAAGAGGAACUUGCGACUCUGAAGAAAAAACGUCGAAGCAAUCGUUUAUAGAUAAGGUUGGACGGUAGAUGAUUAUAUCCUUUUGA
Pecten maximus is the source of this 1425-nucleotide messenger RNA. RefSeq lists its product as uncharacterized. The transcript is spliced from 7 exons. The record is from RefSeq and is a predicted model, not a curated record. Gene Ontology annotation, molecular function: protein binding. The coding region runs from base 161 to 1390 and encodes 409 amino acids. NCBI's taxonomy places the organism in Eukaryota, Metazoa, Mollusca, Bivalvia, Pectinida, Pectinidae.